Molecule: messenger RNA, 447 nt
Organism: Angiostrongylus costaricensis
Lineage: Eukaryota; Metazoa; Nematoda; Chromadorea; Rhabditida; Metastrongylidae
Source: the annotation of a GenBank genome assembly
AUGGUACCAGUAGGAUUUGGCUUGGUCACUCCUCUAACGUGGAGCGGAAGGCUGUUUCUCAUUAUCUACGCUGUCGUUGGUAUUCCUCUGGCACUCGUUACAAUAUCCGACAUUGGUAAAUUUUUUUGUGAUGCGGCAUUCAAAUUUUUUCGAGAGGUUAGUUCUAUGUUAUUGUUGCUUUCUGUGGCUAGAUCGAUUCCCUGUUUUAUGGCGGCACUUGUUAUUAUGCUGUUGCUGUAUCCAAUCGUUGGAGGUGUUUGUAUUCAUAAUGUCUCACAACUUUCACUUUUUGAUAGUGUUUAUUACUGCUGUAUUACAAUUCUAACCGUUGGCUUUGUGGAUGUAGUGGCGGCUAACAUUAUUCACCAUGUCCACUACAUGGGAAGACAAAUGGGAAAAGCGACGGCUAUCGCUGAAAAAAUGGUGCUGGUGAGACUGCACGCUUAA